AUGGCUAUAUUCGAGACCAAGAGCGACAUUUCGUCGACUGGCGGGGAAAAGAAAUCAGCAACCGAUGUCGAACGAGGCUUCUUGGGGGAUGAUCAUGCCGUCCACCAGGCCGACUUCGCAACCGGAACCAGCACCUACGCGAGACUGCAAAGGCUGGCUGGCAAGCUUGGUGUCGAGCAGAGAGGCAUCGAAAGGGUCCCCGAAGACGAACGAAUCAACGAUGCCGUCGCCAACGUCGGAACGUUGUGGUGCUCUGCCAACAUGGUAGUCUCAUCCUUUGCCAUUGGUGUUUUGGCUAUUCCAGUCUUCAGUCUCGGUUUUGUUGAUACGGCUUUGACCAUCAUCUUUAUCAACUUUCUGGGAGUCUUACCGGUCUGCUUCUUCUCGACUUUCGGCCCCACAUUCGGUUUGCGACAAAUGGUCCUGUCCCGUUACUGGUUUGGCUUUUACGCUGUCAAGCUGAUUGCGAUCUUCAAUAUCCUUGCCUGUCUCGGUUGGUCGGCAGUCAACACCAUCGUCGGUGCUCAACUCUUCCAUGCGGUCAACAACAAUAUGCCUGGGUGGGCUGGUAUCCUCGUUAUUGCCAUCUCAACUCUGAUGAUCUGCACCUUUGGCUACCGAAUUGUCCACACCUACGAGCGAUUCUCUUGGAUCCCCUGCGCCAUCAUCUUCCUCAUCGUUCUCGGCGUCUUUGCGCACUCGGGCAAGUUCAACAGCAUGCUGCCCAUGAGCACUGGCCCGUCAGAGGCGGGCUCUGUCCUCUCCUUCUCCGCUAGCGUCUACGGCUUCGCGACAGGUUGGACAUCCUACGCGGCCGAUUACACGUGCUACUACCCAGCGUCCACCUCCCGGAUGAAGGUCUUCCUCGUCACCUUCUGCGGCCUCUUCUUUACCCUGUGCUUCACCGAGUUGCUAGGAGCCGCCGUAAUGACCGCCAGCGUCACCGACCCUACGUUUUCCGACGCCUACGCCAACUCUGGAAUCGGAGGUCUAUUGGCAGCCGUUCUGGUCACCAAGCUGGGUGGCUUCGGCCAGUUCUGCCUCGUCAUCCUCGCCCUUUCGAUCAUCGCCAACAAUUGCCCGAACAUCUACUCUGUCUCGCUCUCUCUUCAGGUCUUGUCCAGAAAGACCGAGCGUAUCCCCCGAUUCAUCUGGGUCUUUGUCGGGACUGGCAUUUACAUCGCCAUCAGCAUUCCGGGCUACGACCACUUCGAAUCCUGGCUCGAGAACUUCAUGCUCAUCAUCGCUUACUGGCUCGCCAUCUACGAGGGAGUCAGUCUCACUGAUCACGUCGUUUUCCGUCGCGGCAUCAGAGGGUACGACAUCAAUGACUGGGAUACGCCUUCGCGGCUGCCCCCCGGAUUUGCGGCCAUCGUGGCUUUCUUGAUGGGCGUCAUGGGUGCCGUGCUCGGCAUGUCACAAAGCUGGUUCACCGGUCCCAUUGGCAAGCUCGCCGGCGGAAGCUUUGGCGGCGACAUUGGCUUUGAACUAGCCUUUUCCUUUGCGUCAGUUUCCUACGUGGUGCUGCGUAUAGUCGAGAAGAAGUUCUUCAAGAGAUAG
Molecule: messenger RNA, 1560 nt
Organism: Colletotrichum fioriniae
Lineage: Eukaryota; Fungi; Ascomycota; Sordariomycetes; Glomerellales; Glomerellaceae
Gene: FCY21
Product: Purine-cytosine permease fcy21
Biological process (GO): transmembrane transport
Cellular component (GO): plasma membrane; fungal-type vacuole membrane
Molecular function (GO): transmembrane transporter activity
Source: RefSeq, a predicted model, not a curated record